Messenger RNA from Geodia barretti, 2272 nucleotides. Lineage: Eukaryota; Metazoa; Porifera; Demospongiae; Tetractinellida; Geodiidae. The record is from the annotation of a GenBank genome assembly.
AAUAUGCCUGUUUGGUGUGUGUCCUAACGCUACAGCACUCUUUCCUUACCAGAGUACCUUUUGUCUUCUGUUCUUGUGAACUAAAUGUCCUGGUACAAUAGUCAGUAUAUGUGUUCUGUACUCACUAAUGCAAUUUGUUAGAUUUCAUCCUUUUUUCUGUACCAUUUUCUCUUACAAAAAGACUAACUGAAUGGUCACACUCAUCCAACUGUACGUGCAUAUGUACUGGUCCCCAAAUCUGUGCUUAUUUGUUUACUUUUUCUCCCGAAAAAUACUUGGCAUCGCUCUCCAGUUGUCAUGGUUACAACCACAUUUAUAAAAGUACUGUUUUAGUGUAAUUUUUGUGAUGUGAUGUCGUUUGUUGUGUUGCUAGGCGACAUGGGGCCAACGGAGCAAGAGAGGAGCAGCAGUGUGAGUGACGAGUACCUCAGGUGAUGAUGUCAUCCUGGAUCAUGUGAUCUGUCAUGUGAUGUCAGGUGAUCUGUCGCAGGUUUCUAAGUCAACCAGGGAACGUGGAGAAGAAAUUUCCAGUCGAUCGGAAGAAAUAGAGAGAUUGAUUAUUGCUGGUAGAAAUGACAAGGAGACGGCAGCCGAUUUCUUCCAGAGUGUCAUGGAUUCCUCCUCCACUCUCGUUCUCUGGCCCUCCAAACUCAAGAUCGGAGCCAAGUCCAAGAAAGAUCCCCAGGUGAAGGUUGUGGGUCUGCCACCCAAUGUCCAGAAGGCCAGAGAGCUCAUCCUGGCUGACCUGGACGCCAAGUCCGAGAGAAUCACUCUCAAGAUCGACGUCCCGUUCUCUGAACACUCGCACGUCAUUGGGAAGGAAGGAGCUAACAUCAAGAAAGUUCACGAGGAGACCAAGUGCCACAUCCACUUCCCGGACUCCAACCGUUCCCUCCACACGGACAAGAGCAACCAGGUGUCCAUUACCGGGCAGGAGAAGGGAGUGGAGCUGGCCAGGAAGAGGAUAAGGGAACUGUUGCCAGUGGUGGUGACCUUUACUCUCCCUCUCCCCGGACACAUUGACCCAAACUCAUCUGACAUACAACAAAUGAUGCUACAGUACAACGUGACCAUACACAUCAAGCCUCAACCGCGUCAUUUCUCCAUGCUACUGGUUGUCCGAGGAACGGUGCGAUUCCAAGACGGAAUGAAACUUGCCAUCAACAAACUCGUCGAGUAUUUUACCGGAGACUUCCGGAGUCUUCCGCAGGUGAUGUUGAACCAGGACCUGGCGGCGCAGCACCACCGGACCAUCAUAGGCAGUGGAGGAGGGAACAUUAGGAAGAUAAUGGAGGACUCUGGCACCACGAUCCAGUUCCCGGACCCCCAGUCCCGAUACCAGAGUAACCAGGUCACCAUCACUGGAUCAAUGGACGGAGUCUUCAGGGCAAGAGAACAGCUCCUGGGAUGUCUGCCAGUGGUACUAAUGUUUGAUGUUCAUGACACAGACGGCAGUGGUCUAGGCACAGACCGACAAACGGCUCUGGUGGGUGAGCUAAUGCAGCAGUGGGACGUGUACAUCUCCAUCAAGGCCAAGAAACAGCCGAUUCACUCUGUCAUUAUCAAGAGCAUCGAACAAAACAUGACCUGCGUCUACGAGGCUCGACGUCGAAUCCUCGAGUUUGUCAGUAACUCCGCCCGUGGGCUCCCCGACUCCGCCCAAAUGGGUGUGGUCAACGGGAAAGUCGUGGGCGAGUUGGAAAGCAGUUGCGAGUCUUCCCUGACGAGUUCGGUGUCGGAGGUUGCGCAACCCCCGGGAAACAGGACUGUCCAGAUUCCAAUGUCGUUCAGCGAAGACAGGAUAGCGAGUAAAGCCGGUUUUACCAGUUCUGGGUCCUACACUACGACAGGGGGAGGAGGGUGGGAGGAGGUGGGGGAGGGUGGGAGUGGCCUGUUGCCCCCGGAGAUAACUGUUGAUGAACCAGGAGGACUCCAUUCCCCGACACCAGAAGCAUCAGACGAGGCGUCAGUUGUCAGUCCGUCUCUCUCCCUCCAGCCGCCUCGCCUCACCACCCGGUGUUUCAUCGACUACGACAGGAAGAAAGAGGAGGCUGAGAAAGCCAAGACCAGUAAGAUAGAGACAACUGAGCCUCGUAAACCGACCCACUACUGGUCCGGCUACAACUUCUCAGAGUCCUGGGCCCCCGGAGAGGGGAAUAUCGCCAUCUUUGACAACGUCAUCCUCCGGUGGAGGACAGAUGAAGACUCCUCAGGGACUGAGCUCUCUGAACAAGAGUGGGUUCCAGGUUCUAAAGCGACAGGCGUCUAUUGA